UUAAGGAAUUAUAGAAUGCUUCAAUUUUAUUUCGCAAAGUAAAGUUUGCUUUGACGGUGUUGUAUUACUAAAGGAAAUUUAAUCCAAUAAUAUAAUAGAGAAUUCUUGUGGUCGUGAGUGAUAUUUCAUGACCGUGCUUUACUUUUAAACCAAUGUCAGAUGCCUUAUAUCCUAACAGAACAACUACCCCCACGUCUAUAACAUUUGGAGUCGCGCGGUUCGAGGAUACCCCGGGGGCCUUAAUCUGCCCCCCGGUGAGAUUGAAAAAUAAAAAGUAUCAUGGUCAAGCUUCAGGUCCCGAUUCAGUCCCGUGACGUAGGUGCUAGGGUUUUCAUUUUUUGCCCUCCCAUCUUCCCUUCUUUUCUUCUCACACCCUUCCCCUUCCUUCCCUCUCUUCCCUUCUUCCACUCACAAUUACAGCUACUGCGAGCCGCACAACACACUCCUCUCUAUUUCCGUAUGUCUUCCCCUUAUUUCAAUUUUUCUAAGUCGCUAUAUUAGUGUUGCCUGAAGCUUAACAUUCUUCCCAGAUUUUUUUUUUCCGGGAAAAAAAAAAACACCUUCCAACUGUUGCCAACCUGUCACAAACAUGAACUUCAAUACCUCUGAUGCUCUUAUUGAGAGCGCUAAGGAGAGAGAAGAGAGAGAUGCUAAUUGUGUCUUGCAACAAUGUCGGUAUUCCCUUUUCCUAAAAUAGCUAUAUAAUUCCUGCCUGCUCUCAUUCUAUUUUCAGAGAGCUAGUUAAUAUCUACUCUCACUGCUUCAUAAUCAAAUAGUAAUUAUACCACUGUGGGCUCUUCCUAUUGAAGACUGCAAGCUGCUUCAUACUUGUUAUAAAAAUCUCUUUUUUUUUAAAAAAAAAAAAAAAAGUAAAAAAAAGAAACUCAACUAACAACCAUACAGUCCCUGGUGCUACCGGCCGUAUGAUGGUCAAACUCGGUAUCCGCACCACCGUCCGAGGCUGGAUCCUCACCAAGCAGAUUAAGAAAAUUGCCAGGGACUACAUCCAGGACAGCGACGUUUUCGCUUCCACCGCCGAUAUGAGAAAGGAUAUCCCAACCGUUAAGGCCGAGAAAAUCAGAGCUGCGGAACACCUAAUUGCUGUCUUGGAAGACAUCAUGCCGUGGAUCAAACCAUCCCCCUCCUCCUCGGACUCCACCACUAUCGACUGGCCAGAGGAGCCGAGUUACCAGAUCAUCAGCCACGAACUUUCGCUUUAUCGUGCUGUUCGUGUUCGCCAGCAGAAGACUCAGGGAUUGAUUGCCAAGUACGAGGCACAGGCCAAAGCGCUUGAGCCCUUUACUGGAUCUUUUCCUGCAACUCCUAAGAGUGGGGAAGCAAGCACUGGAAAUGGCUCCGAGAAUACUGAUUUGGGAAACGGGGGAGGACAGAUUGUUUGAGGGAAAAAAGAAAAAAAAUCCUACCAGUAUUGGAUGGUGGUUUGGUAUGGACUUGAAUUGCUGCUGAGUUUCUGGUAGUUGCUUGAGUUCUUUUUCUUCUCACUUUUUAUUCUCUUACUUGUAUAGGACAUCUUCUAUACCCAAAAUGACAAAGUUUCGCCGGAGUUGAGUGGUUGCUGCUUUUUUCUUCCUUCUUUUUUUUCUCCCGCCCCCCUCUUGUUGUUGUUUUGGUUCAAUCUCUCUUCUUGCUCCCGAUGCUGAGUGGUAUGAUCUUGCGGUAGCAAACCCUGAGAGGUGCUAAAAUGAGGUUGACACAAGGUUGUUGAAAUUAGAAUAGCUCUCAGAAAACAGAACCCAUUCCAAAUAGUCUCAAAUCAUCUGCAGGAAGCGACAGCAUCGAUCAGUGAAUUAGCACUGCAUCAUAGCAGAAGUGAAGUAAACUCAACAAGUACUCAGAUAAACUCCCACCAACAGUGGAGGGAAAAAGAGGUAACGGCUCGAAAUUUAUACCAUUCCCACAUUCCCACGCUAUCUCUCAACAAACGCGUGAUCAUAGAAAACAAAGAAACAAGAACACUCACUACUGUAGUCCAAAACUGGAAAAGGGAAAAGUAUCACAACAAAGAAAGCUAAAGUUCUCGAACAGAGGUAAAGAAAUUCCGUAAAUGUCGUUUGGUCAGAGGGAAAACACCAGCGCCGGAUGAGCUGGUGGGGGGAGGGGGGAAGAAGGUGUUACUAUCAUACGGUAAAACACAAUUACAGCCUGCGGUCAAAAGGAUCGGAAAACAUGCAAAUCAAG
Messenger RNA from Tuber aestivum (summer truffle), 2199 nucleotides. NCBI's taxonomy places the organism in Eukaryota, Fungi, Ascomycota, Pezizomycetes, Pezizales, Tuberaceae. The record is from the annotation of a GenBank genome assembly.